AUGGUGUUGUACUUCCAGGAUUUUGCUGCCGGGCCCAAUGCCACUCUCAUCCCAGUCGCGGGCAUUGCUGGGAAGCUCUGGACGUUCAGCCAGUUCGAGACGGUGUUCCUCACUGAUGACUUCAUAACUGAGAUGCCUGACCCAGACUCACCCAUGGUUGGACGGGGACAAGGCAUGUACGUGACCUCGGCGCUGGAUAGGUCAAGCACCCACACCAUGUUCUCGAUUGUGUUCACCAACGAAGCCUACAACGGGAGCACCACGGAGAUCCGGGGGCAUAGGAAAGCGUUUGAGGCGGUCGGGAAUACUCGAAUCGCCUUCUCUCAGUUGCUCAACAGCGCUGCCCUUGUCUCUCGUGUGCUCGUGGCCCUCUUAACCCAGCCUAGAGCAUCGUGA
Messenger RNA from Eucalyptus grandis, 396 nucleotides. RefSeq names its product dirigent protein 2-like. The transcript is spliced from 2 exons. Bases 1 to 396 code for a protein of 131 amino acids. The record is from RefSeq and is a predicted model, not a curated record. NCBI's taxonomy places the organism in Eukaryota, Viridiplantae, Streptophyta, Magnoliopsida, Myrtales, Myrtaceae.